CCUCGUGUCCAGUGCCUUAGUUACGGCGCGAGAGUACAUAGGCAAUCCCAUCCAGUGCAUCUCGAAAGCAGUGCCAGGCAAUGUCCUCAACACCUUCUGCUUCAUCAUGUCCACCUUCAGCGUGCCGAGGCACUGGGACGCGCCCCUCGGCGACGGCGUGGCAUACCCGGGCGUGGGCAGUCACGACGACGAGGACGAGAUUAAGUACCACGCUUACUACCAGUGGGUGCCUUUCGUUCUUGUUCUCCAGGCGAUCAUGUUCUACAUUCCGCGAUACCUGUGGAAGAACAUGGAAGGCGGGCUCUUCACCACCAUCCUGGCUGGCCUCGAUAAACUCACGCUCGAUGACAGCCAGAGGCACAAGAAGCACAAGAUCUUGUCGCAGUACAUGAUCAAGCACCUCCACAUGCACAUGAACUGGGCUAUUAGGUUCUUCCUGUGCGAGGCGCUGUGUCUGGUGGUGGUCGUCGGCAACAUCUACUUCACCGACUUCUUCUUGGAUGGCACCUUCAUGACCUAUGGCACCGACGUCAUCAAUUUCCCCGACAUGGACCCCGAAAACAGAGUUGACCCCAUGACGCGCAUCUUCCCCAGGGUCACCAAAUGCACCUUCAGGAAGUUCGGAUCGUCAGGCACCAUCGAGACCCACGACACGAUGUGCGUGCUGGCGGUGAACAUCAUCAACGAGAAGAUCUACAUUUUCAUCUGGUUCUGGCUCGUGUGUCUGACGGCCAUCACCGCGCUGUGGCUCGUCUACCGCGUGCUCAUCAUCGUCUCCUCCGACGUCCGCUUCAAGCUCCUUCAGGUUCGUGGUCGCUGGGCAGGCCGACCAAACCUGGACUUAGUGGCAAAGAAGUGCAAUUUAGGCGACUGGUUCUUGAUAUACCACCUCGGGCGCAAUAUGGAACCCAUGGUGUAUGGCGAGUUCUUGAAGGAGUUUGCCAAGGAGUUGGAAAAUUCAGUCUCGACGCUGGAACGCAAGCCAAUGCUAGUUGGUAGUUAAUAGGAAGCUUGCGGUUACUUUUUUUUGUUAUUAAGAGUUUGUGAUUGAAAACUCGAGCCAUUCAGUGUCAAUUUAAGUGUAUUACUUUAUGUCGUAAGUUUUAAGAAGAUUAGAAAGAAAGGGAAUCGAUCUUUUGUUUUUGUUUUUUAAGUUCUUUUAAAGAUGAAAUAAAUAAUAGUGAAUUUAUUUUUAAAUGAAUGAAAAUUCACGGACACAUGACUCCUUUGUAUUUUUGUAUGAUCAUGUGAAGUAGCAAGUUUGAUAUAAAACUAGUUGAUGAAAAAAGCAUUAGGUGUUAUAUUUUUUUACAAGGAAGAAUUGUAGGUGUUAAUGACAUAGACAAUCAGUCCAAUACUGUUACCUGGAGUGAGUGAACCUUUGACAGGGUUGGCUCACCUGCACGUGAUCUAGCUGUUACACUAUGUACAUAACCAUGUGCCAUGCUGUUGUGUGAAGUUUUGUGAUGAAAAGAAGCUGAGAAUUGUAUUGUGAAUGGAGUUGCAUUGAUGGUAAUGCUGGGUACAGUGUUGAAAAGGAUGAUUGUCCUCUAUGUAGAACUAGGACUCAAAAUCUGUCAUAAGCAUCAACUACAUAUAGUAGAUAAGUUGUCAAAUGAUUGUAUUCCUACUUUGACAAGUCAUUUCAUUAUGGCUUUGAUGAGCAUAUUGUUACUGUAUAUUUUUGUAGUGCAUUCUAAUUAAUUUAUCUUUUAAAGAUAGUUGCCUUCUUUGGGCAGUAGAGAUAUACUACAGGAACAUGAGUCAUUUCUUGGAUCUCUGUUAAUCACAAUAAGUACAUUGAUCAAAGUUAAGAAUGUGUAGAGAAUUUAACAAAUACUGCCGAAGAAGUAACUUGAACGACAUAGUAGGGAAUAAGCUUGAUUGUAGAUUCUUAGAAGCAUGUGCUGCUGCUCUCUAGCUGAUACUGUCCAGAGAUGCAAAUAAGGCAUGGAUGUGCCAUGGCGUGACUGGAGGAUGUGAUUAAUACUAUACAAAUUCACUAUGUGAUAAACAGUAGAAAGGUAUUGUAUAAUGUAAUUACUGUUAUAUUCUCUCUUUUUUCUCAACAAGAGCACUAUGAAAGACACGUUUAGAGAUUUUCAAUUUAGGCCUAGAAGUAAGAUGUCAUGCUUGUUAAUAGCUGACAUUGCAGUUAAAAAGAAGUGCCUUAAAAAGAAAUUGCUCAAUGUGUGAUGGCAGAUUUAAAGGAAAGAUGCACAUAAUUUUGUGCUUUAUCUGAAACAAGCAAUGGAUGAUUUUGUAAUUUCUGUAAUUGUAAGGAUUUUUUUUUUAUUUUAUUAUUAUUAUUAUUAUUUUUUAAGUUCAAUUAUUUAGAACCUAUAAUUAUUUUAGUAUGCUUAACAUGAAGCAUCAAUUUUGAUUUAAUUUCAAGCAACAAUUUAUUGUGGUUCUUAUUUCAAUGGAUUUGUAAUUUUAACUCGUGUAACUGGAUGAUUUUAUACAUUUAUUUCUGAUGGAAACUGUUACUACAAAAAGCAGUUUGCCACAAAAAAGGCAGUUACAUAACAUGGUAAGAAAAAUUUCUUUUGUCAAAUAAAAGAAAUCUGAUCUUGUUUUUUGAACCACUUCCAGUAAGAGUUGAAAUAUGUAGUAGAAAAGAAAAGUAUUGAUUAUUUGCCCUUACAUAUUGCAGGUGUUUUACAAAACUACAUUGAAUAUUUAAAAAAUGCAGUUGGCCAAAAUGAUGACAUAGGACUGCAGUCUUGCAAAAUUUUGUAAUUCUGGGGUGAAUAAAGAAAUUCAGCACAAA
This is a messenger RNA of Penaeus indicus, 2773 nucleotides long. Its product is annotated as innexin inx2-like. The coding region runs from base 107 to 1003 and encodes 298 amino acids. Lineage: Eukaryota; Metazoa; Arthropoda; Malacostraca; Decapoda; Penaeidae. Gene Ontology annotation, cellular component: gap junction; plasma membrane. Gene Ontology annotation, molecular function: gap junction channel activity. The record is from RefSeq and is a predicted model, not a curated record. The transcript has 4 exons. Gene Ontology annotation, biological process: phototransduction.